AAUGGAUAAUAGAGAAAUUGAAGAUUCCAAUAAAGUGAUUCAUGUCAAAUAACAUAAAUCUACUGCUCGUCAGGCUUAUUUCAAUUUUAUUAAAUCAAAUUUAGGAAUAGGUAAUCUAUUUUAUUUGAUAUUCUAAGGUGUCAUCGUUCUUCCUUUUGUCACUUAUUAAGUUGGCUUUCUCUGGUCUAUUGCAUUAUUCAUUCCUAUUGCCUUUAGUUGUUUACAGUAAAUUUUUCUUUCUAUAAUUUAUGGUAGAUCUAGUCAAUUUAUGAUUGAAAUUGCAGAUGAUCUGAAUACCGAUAAUAUACUCUAUGCAGAUAUUAUAAAAUAGACUUUAGGAUCACUUUGGGCACAUAUUUUGGAUAUUGCCAUAAUAUUCCAAUUAAUUGGACUUUGUAUAGCCUAUUUGAUUUUUUUAACAGAAUCCUUGGCUUAGUCUUUACUUCAAAUAAGUAUUCAAAUGGAAAAAUUGUAAUGUUUGUUAAUUACAUUAAUUAUUGUCAUUCCAUUAUCAUUUGUAAGAAAUAUUCAUUUUUUCCAUUCAACCAGCAAAUAUGGCUUUUAUUCUGCUUUGGCUUCUUUCUGCAUCAUAUUGUACGAUUGCCAAAAUAGGCUCUCAUUUCGAAACAUUUAUUUUUCAAAUUUAAUAAACUUCAAAAGUAAUUAUUUUAAUUAAUUAAUUAGACACUUUUAAUUAUGUUGGAGUAGCUAUUCUUUGUUGUGAAGGAAUUUUUACAGUUUUACCUAUCAGAGAUAGCAUGAAGAAUAAAUUUUAAUUUAAAUCAGUUGCUACCUCAAGUUUAAUGACUGCAUUUGGAAUUUCAAUAUUUUUAUCAUUAAUUAGUUCCUCUACCUAUUAAUCUGACACGCGAUCAAUUUUGUUAUUUAGUAUUCAAGUAUUUUUUCAAAUUAAAAAAAGAACCCUAUCUUAGAAGUCAUUUCGUUGCUUUUGUACUCAAUUAGUUUGCUUUUAACUUUUCCACUUCAGCUGUUUCCAGCUGUUCAAAUUGUGGAAUAAAUGUUUUUAAAGGAUAUGGUAGAAUUUAUCAGUUUCAAUGAUAUUUAAGAAAAUUCUUUUGAAGAAUCUCCAAUAUCAUAGAAUAUUGCCUCUACUAGCGAUAAAAUUGAUGACAUUGCAGUUGAAAAAGAUGAUAAAGUUUUUGAAAAUAGAUUCUUAUAAAUGAUUAUAAGAAGUAUGCUGGUAAUCACUAUUUAUUUUAUUGCCUAUUAUAUACCUCAUCUAUCACACUUUCUAAAUUUUAUUGGAAGCAUCUUUGGAUCUUUAUUACAAGUACUAUAUAAUUUAUGAUUUAGUUCUGUUUUCCUGUAAUCGUUCAUAUUAUCUAUUUUAAAAAUUCCAAAGCAACUAAACCUAUUAUUCAUUAUUUAAUUAUAAUGAUCGUUUCACUACUAGCAAUUAUCUUAGGAACAGCAGAAUCCUUAAAGCAUCUACUAUGAAC
Molecule: messenger RNA, 1460 nt
Organism: Paramecium pentaurelia
Lineage: Eukaryota; Ciliophora; Oligohymenophorea; Peniculida; Parameciidae
Source: the annotation of a GenBank genome assembly